Molecule: messenger RNA, 468 nt
Organism: Symbiodinium natans
Lineage: Eukaryota; Dinophyceae; Suessiales; Symbiodiniaceae
Source: the annotation of a GenBank genome assembly
AUGCAACAGGACAUCUUUCGGCUCUUUGGCAUCUCUUGCAUCCUUGGCCUCUUCCAAUUCGGCCGCCUGGUUGCAGAGAUGCGCAGGGUAAAUCGCUUCGUGCUCUCGGCGUUUUCCUCCAGUGCCCUCCCCUUCCCCUUCCCCUCAGGGCUCGCCGGCUGUUGGCCCCUUGGCGCCGCUAGCACCAUUGGCUGGCAUGUUGGAGUUGGAGCCGGCAUACGCCCGGGGACCCAAGGAGAGCACAAGGAGAGCACCGAUGCGCCAAGCUUUCGCCAAGCUUUCACUCUUGGGCCCCUUUGCUCCUUUGCUGAGGUUCGCCUGCCACCGUGGGGAAACCAAGGGCACCUGGGCGCUUUCCCAGAAGAUGAGGAGGAGAGCGUCACGAGUGUCACGGAGACUUCCGGAGUCCCCGGACACAUGAGGGUCACCUGGGUCGAGUCUGAGUGCCUUGGCAGGCGGCAAGCAUGA